AUGGCCUCCAAUGAGAUGAAGAAGAUAACCUUGAAGAGUGAUGACGGUGAGACCUUCGAGGUGGAGGAGGCUGUGGCCAUGCAAUCGCAGACCAUCAAGCACAUGGUGGAGGGUGAUUGUGCCAACGGUGCGAUACCUUUGCCAAAUGUGACUAGUAUCAUCCUAGCGAAGGUGAUCGAGUACUGCAAGAAGCACCAUGAAGAGGAUGUCAAUGGCGAGAACAAAGUGGACAUGAAGAACUGGGACACUGGGUUCAUGAAGGUGGAUCAGAGCACUCUGUUUGACCUAAUCUUGGCUGCAAACUAUCUGAAAAUCAAGAGCCUGUUGGAUUUGACCUGUCAGAUUGUGGCAAACAUGAUCAAUGGAAAGACACCUGAAGCGAUCCGUGAGACCUUCAACAUCAAGAAUGACAUUACGUCUAAGAAAGAAGAGGAAAUUAGAAAGGAGAACCAGUGGCCAUUCGAGGAUGCAAAACCUCUUUCGUCAAAUAUUUUUAUAUCUAAUGAUACAAGAGUUAUGUCUCCAUGUUUUGUGUGUUAA
This is a messenger RNA of Prunus dulcis (almond), 540 nucleotides long. Its product is annotated as SKP1-like protein 11. Gene Ontology annotation, molecular function: cullin family protein binding. Lineage: Eukaryota; Viridiplantae; Streptophyta; Magnoliopsida; Rosales; Rosaceae. Gene Ontology annotation, cellular component: nucleus; cytoplasm. Bases 1 to 540 code for a protein of 179 amino acids. The transcript has a single exon. The record is from RefSeq and is a predicted model, not a curated record. Gene Ontology annotation, biological process: SCF-dependent proteasomal ubiquitin-dependent protein catabolic process.